ACUCUUAGAACAACAGCCACUUUUGUGGGAGCCCAAGAAACAGCAGCUUUAAAACAGGGUAAAUAUUCAGGCAUCAUUAGGAUCCUGAAUACAAGCCAGCCAGUAAAAUACGGGAUCUACUCAGAAGGGCACAAUCUAUCAGAUGGUCAAGACAAAUAAACCUGGGGCCAAGGUAGCGGUUUCAGCACAGAGAGGGUCUGAGGUUACUACUAACACAUCCCCUCAGCAGGGACAUGGGUACGUUCUUGCCUCAAGCCAUCGAAGUGCUGCAGUCUCCCUGAACCCUUCCCACCGAAGAUCAGAAGCUGCACAUCCCACCACUCCCCAUUCAGCAUCAGACUACCCUCGAUCUGUCUCCCUCCAGUCAGGACCUGGACACUAUGCAGUACCCACUCCUCGGGGACCCGAGACUGGACCAAGAACAGAAUCAUCCCGCCAUUCCUCUCCCCAUCUAAAGAGCCAGAAGACUCAGACACUGGCUUCCCAUGCUUCAAGCAGACAAUGGAAAGUUAGUCCACCCAGAGAGGAAGCAGCACGAAGAGGCAGUGAGAGCAAGUCAGGGCGCGAGGUCGGCCAUCAUGCUUCAUCAAUCCCAGAUGCCAAAUCUACUCAUCAGUUGAGUUUUCAAGACCAGAAGAAUAACUUACAAUCACAAAUCUUAGAAGAUGACCCACCAUCCAAGGUCCAGAACCCCCAAGGAGUCAGAGUUCCCCGUAGGAUUUUGUCUUACCCAAAGGAUGAAGCAGUACAAACUGAGCCCAUCCAAAGAAUUACGACUACUAGUGAGAUCAGAUCUCCAAGGAGUCCCUCUCUCCUAGAGCACGGAAGCAGCUGUGUCUCUGCAGACUAUCAGACAGCCCAGAGAAGGGUCCCUGUAGAAGAAUCAGAAACAGGUCCUUACGGUCCAAUUCCUUCAAAACCCAAGGCCUUGUAUAGGAAUAUGAACUUGGACUCAUUGCUCAAACUCUCUGUCCUUAAAGAUUCUGAUGGUGUACACCGAGUUUCUGCACGGGUAGACCCUGAGUCUCUUCAUAAGUAUUCUGCCUAUCCUGAAACCAAGCCCUCCGCAAAGGUCUUAGUAUCAUCACAGGUGGAGUCCAACGUGAGGACCCCAAUCCGAGGAAACAGCGAGGUUGGCCGCAGGGUCACCAUCUCCCCAGGGGUACAGUCAGUAGAGCCAACUCACCAUGUGACAGUUCCAUCAGUGUCUGAGGGCUCCCACAAGUCAUCCAUGUUUGUUACUCCAGAGCCCAUCUAUAAACAGCAAACCCAAAAACCCCCAGAAAUUACUUACAUGUCCCAAGGACCUACACCCAGGUAUCCAGAACUCUCGCAAAAGCCCUCCAUCCAUGCAGAACUGGAACUGACCCCUAGGCCCUUGCCUCCUCGGUCCUUACCUAGGUACGGACCUGACUCCUCAUGGUGGCCCUUGCUGAAUCCUGAAGUUGAAACACCCCAAAGCCAGCUGACAACACCGGAUUUUGAGCCUAAGUGCUCUCCUUCCCUAGAUCUUUUAUUGUCCGGUUUUAAAAUAGACUCUAGCCCUUUCUGUGAGGAUCUGAAGUUCCAGAGAGAGAAGGCAAGCCUAUCACCACCAUCACCACCAAAGGAGUUUCCAAGUUGGGCACCACUGAGUGAAGUGCCACAGACCCCCAAGCACACCUGCAAACAACCCAUUCAAAGGUUUACUGCUUUCUUCCUGGAUGUCUCUGAGGAAAUGUACAAUCGUGUCAUCUGGUGGCUAAAAGAUGAGGAGCUACCAUGGGCAGCCAAUUCCAGAGCAGGAUGGAAGGCUGGUGGCCUCUGGCUAAGACUUGCUAACCUGGGGACAGGAUGAAGAAAUUGAGGCUCAGAGUUUGUUCAUCAAAGCUGGAAGCAUUUUAAGGAGCAGUCUGUCCCAGGGAGUCAACUAUAUGGUAUAGAAACCCUUCUUCUAUAGCCACGUCUCCCUGGAAAAUACUUCUCAAUAUUUCAGCAGCACCUUUAGAUAUCAAGAAUUGUGAAGGGAAAGGUUUUAGUGAGAGUAACAUCUGUGUCUUUGUAUGUGAACCACGGGGCUGGGAGGUGGGUGUGAGCUUGUGAGCAGCCAGGAUGAAGGGCAAGUGAAGGGUCAAUGAAGCGCAGAGCCUCAAGGCUUGUCUGGGCUCUAAAAUCAGAAUGGAAAACUAAUCAAUGAGUCCUUUUAGUCAAUCCAUAUUGAUCAGCCAUCUCCUGGGGGCAGAGGCCUGGACACCCAGAAAAACAUCACAUCACAUGUUUGCUGAUUUGAAGUGAGCAGAGGUUAAAAGAAAAGACAUAGUCCCUGCCCUUGAGGAGCUUGUGGUGAAUUUGGUAGAGAAAAGUAUACAGAUGGGUCACUUGAAAGGGUGUGGACAUCAAAGGACAAAGCAAAGUCCAAUGAAAUGAGUCAGCAAAGCUUCCAGCAUGGAGGCAUAUGGAGGGUAAAAGCCAGGGAAAGACAGAUUUUGGCUCAGUAUAGUGAAGACUUUGGUAACUUGGCAGCCCAAAGGUUGAAGGGCAGUUGUUAGAAUCAGUGAAUUUUUGGCCAUCGGAGGUAUGUAUUCGAGCAGAGGCUGGGAAGGCAGGGGAGCCUUCAGACAUCUGGUGAGUAGUCACAUUAGGAGGUUUGUAAGUCCUUUCCAACCCUGAGCUCCUAUGGCCCUGCCCUGUUCACGGAGGGUGUUGGAAGGACUGUCUGCCCUAUCAGAGUGGCUGGCUUCUAGCACCCUGCCAGCUCUGGAACUGCCCCUCUUUGCAGCCAUUCAGCAGGUGCCAGGAAACACAGUGUUCCCCAGCCUUGCCACCCACACCUUAUGCCUGCCCCCAGGAUCAUGGGACACAUGGCAGCAGCUGGGGGAAGAUUUGGGCUUAAUGUAUUUUGGUUUAUUGCCUUUGUCCACCACAGACCUUGUUGGACAGACUUGCUGAGGUUUCCUUGAAAGACACAACCCAGUGAUAGCCUUUGGUCCAAGGACUCUCUGACUGUAUCGUCAGUGACUCAUCUAUCUCACUGGGGAAGGGAUGUACAAUUAGUUCUUGCGCCACUUUAGGGAAACUUAGCUACUGAAAGGCAGAAGUGGCCAUUGCUAGUCAUGCAGAUCUGAAAUCCUGAUUUCCUGUGGUAAUUGCUCUUUAUUAUCGGCUUUGAACCUGGGCCCUGGGAUGGCCCACAUGCAGCCUCCUUGCUUAGGUCCUGUGCCAUACAACCUGCACCUAUGGGUGGGCAGGAAAGACCUAGUGGAGGGGGCCAGGACAUAUCAUGUUGGCCUGACCUAAGCAACGGAGCCCAAGACAGCAGGCUAGAGCUAUGGUGGCUGAGCUGAGUUUCCCAGCUAGACACUCCCCUAGACACUUGGCUCAGAUACCAUGCCCUAGCAGUGCCUGGGGAGUUGUACUGUAGUCAAGGCCAUCAAUGCCUGGUGGGAUGUUGAAUUUUGAGGGAGAACUAGCGCUCCAAGAGUUAAGCCAUGCUGAAGCAGAGUUGGCCAGGCCACCUGCUGGCUGGAGAUGAGGAAGAGCACUCGGUAAAUCCCCAGUGACUGACGCAAGGGCUGCUGUAUCUUGGCCCUGCAGGUAUUAGACCCUGCCUCCAUCACACAGAAUGUAAGAGCUAGACUUGGGAGAAGUCCAGUCUUCUCUUUCAGUGGGGGAAACAGAGGCCCAGAGAGGGCAAGGGACUUUCAGGCAGUGAGAUAAUAGCCAAGUUGGCAUGGGACUUGUGCCCAGGCCAAGUUCUCUCAGAGCUCUCCGAAUGCUGCAGUAGGUUAGCAUGCAGGGCUUGUGCAGGUGGGAUGGCUCAAAGUCAGUCUUCAGCUUUUAUUUCACCCAGCAUGCCUCAUGUUAGGCCUGUGGUACAGUGAUUAGAAAGAGAUUAGACCCCAAUAUUCUUGGCUUAGAGCUAAGUUCCGUGGUCCCAGGACUUGCUUGGGGCCUCACUUUCCUCAAGGCAAGCUGGUACCAACCUGCUGCCUGGGCAGCAGGUGCCAGAGAAGAGCUGGGAUUCCAGCCACAGCUGAGGAUGAGCUGGUUGGGCUGCCUUUUGAAAUGUGUCUGUGUCCACACUUGGAAUUCAGCUGAGGCCACGGGGAGGGGCAUGUUAUAAUAGAGGAAAACAAGGGUUUCUGCUGGGGCCUGUCUUCCCUGAUGUAGGCUUUCUCCUUACCCUAGGCCACAGGACUCUGGAAGCACGCAAGAGGUAUUCUUAGAGUGCAUACAUGAGUAUUGGAGGCCCAGGGCUUUGAACAGUGGGGCUUUGUAUAGUCCAAGCUUGACAUUUGGGGCUGAUGGUAGCAGCAGCUGCUGCUUCUGCAGACUUCCAACUGCCAUUGGUUUCUCUCUUUAUGUCUUUGUUUUCCUGAGUACAGCUUCCGAUCCCCUGAUCUACCCCAGGUCUUUUCCGGGAGCCUCUCUGUACCUUUAGAGGUUCCCUUUCAGGGAACCCAAGCUGCUGCCCCCAUCCUACACGUCCUCCCCCUUCACUCAGAUCCUGGGCCCUCUCCUGAAUCACUGCAUGUCCAACCUUUCUCCAGCACCUCCUGCUGCUGCCUUGUUCUCUUAUCUUCCUCCAAGGCCUAUAGUAGCAUACAGCAUAUCCUCCUUCCCCCACUGCAUCCACUUUUAGAAGGCCAGAGCUGUAAGGAAGCUUAGAAAUCAUCUAGUUUAAUCCCCUCAUUUUCAGGUAUGGAAAUUGAGACCCUGACAGGUGAAGUAAGUUGCUCAAGGCCACCCAGCUAGGAAGGUUUCUCCUCAACCGGCUGGCUCAUGAACACCCUGCCAUCUUCCAGUCCACCAGUGCCAAACAGCCAAUAACAUCUCCAGUAGCAGCCCCAUUGUUUUUCUCAGCCUGAUCUUACCUGCUGCCCCAGGCCCUCUUCCCUCCCCUGGCUGAGUUCUGACUGGUCCCAACCAGUGCUACUGGUUCACAGGUCAGACUGAAAUACAGCAGGCAGGCCUCUGGCACUUCUACCAACAGAGAGGGCCGUGCCUGUGGGUCUCAGUUUUGUCCAGAGUGUAUUCAGGCAGAAGCCAGUCAGCCUGCCAUUGAGAGAGGGGUCUUGCGGGUCAGGAAGGGACAUGCUUCUGGAAACUUCCACAGGAGCCUGACCAGCUCAGACCCUACUUAGCUCAGGGAAUCCCUCACCAACACCCCACUCACCAAGCAUCUGCCUUCCCCUAGCUGCUGCUCUGACCUUUCUGAGCCUCUAAUGCCUCUAAAGCUUCUGGGGCAUCUGUCCCCUCGGCAUCUCACCUGCUUGUCAGAGGAAGAGUGGCCCAGCUGGGCCUGGGUCACGCCUGGGUUGGCCUCUCCUGAGGCCCUCCCCACUGUCCUCAGCCACAGGCAAGGCUACACCGCCCUGUUAAAGCCACUCAGCCUCUCCCUUCUAUCCUUCCAGCAGAUGAUCCCUGGAUAAUUUGUGCAGCAAAUCCUCUUUAAUCUGUAAUCUGGGGUACUGCAUGAAGGGAACCUGCCUCUAACCUGCCCCUUCACAGCUCGGGUGGAGGUGGAGAAUAUCUGACAUUCCCCUUUAGGAGGUGUAGUGAUCAGUAACUUGGGCAUCAGCCGGAUUCACUUUGUGAAAACCUUGUUGAAUCCCUGCGGUAACUAAUGGUUUCUCUCCAACUCAUGCAGCAACUCCCCCUCCCUUCCAAAGGCGUCUCCUUCUGGGGAUGUCAGGUGGGCCGUUCCUUUUUCUUUGGGAACUGGCUCAA
Homo sapiens (human) is the source of this 5709-nucleotide messenger RNA. It is a transcript of the gene SEPTIN4, whose product is annotated as septin 4. Lineage: Eukaryota; Metazoa; Chordata; Mammalia; Primates; Hominidae. The transcript has 5 exons. Bases 143 to 1837 code for a protein of 564 amino acids. Gene Ontology annotation, molecular function: GTP binding. The record is from RefSeq and is a predicted model, not a curated record. Gene Ontology annotation, cellular component: dendrite; perikaryon; transport vesicle.